Anopheles nili is the source of this 339-nucleotide messenger RNA. RefSeq lists its product as uncharacterized. The coding region runs from base 1 to 339 and encodes 112 amino acids. The record is from RefSeq and is a predicted model, not a curated record. The transcript has a single exon. Lineage: Eukaryota; Metazoa; Arthropoda; Insecta; Diptera; Culicidae.
AUGAAUUCUCGCCAAAUGCUGGUGGUUGGGCUGAUCGUGCUGCUGGCCGUAGCCAGCAUUUGCGAUGCACGGCGUCGUUUUCCACACCGGCGAAGGGGACCUUCACGGAAAACGCUCAAACAGCUGUACUACGAGUCCCGGGAGACGAACACACCCAAUUUUGUCCGGUUGGUGCUGAUGCGGUUGAUCUACGGCAUCGCAACGCAGAUGGGCGUCGAGGAGCGGCUGGACAACGUGUUCGGAGGUGCCUUCGUACCGCCAAACGCCGUCGACGAUAGUUCCGACUUUUUCGACGUGCUCAGUGACGAGAGUGGCGAGGAUUUUAGCUUCGGUCUGUGA